This is a messenger RNA of Paramuricea clavata, 1836 nucleotides long. Lineage: Eukaryota; Metazoa; Cnidaria; Anthozoa; Malacalcyonacea; Plexauridae. The record is from the annotation of a GenBank genome assembly.
AUGAGUAACAACAAAGAUGCCAUACCAACUUCUUCAUUUUAUGGUAGACGCCGUGCACCUCAUAUUCAAAGAAUUCAUGUGGAAAACCCUUUUGUACUAGAUCCAAAUAUAAGUGAAGAAGAAAGUGAUUCUGAAGACCUUGAAGAUAAUGUUGGUGAUGAUGAUUACGAGGUUAGUGAUAGCAAUGAUACUAGUGAUGAUGAAAGUGAUCUUGAGGACCCAGGUGCAAAUAACCCCACACCUAAUUCAACUCAAGCAGCUCAAAAGCAACAAAAUGUCAACGAAAGCGACACAAAUGUGCGUUGGAGGAAAUGCAAUCCUGUGCAAUUUAAUGUUACGUAUAUUGGUCCUGGAUUACCACCACCUCCAGAUGAACAGGUUAGCCCUAUAGAAUACUUCAAGAUGUUUUUUGAUAAUGACUUAUUUGAACAUCUUGCUGAACAAACAAACUUGUACUCUGUUCAGCAAACCGGAAACUCAGUAAAUACUAACCAACUUGAAAUAAAGCAAUAUCUAGGCCUUCUGAUUAUGAUGUCAGUUAUCAAGUUGCCACAAGUCAGAAUGUACUGGGCAAAAGAAACCCGGAUCCCAGCUAUUGCAGACACAAUGCCUGUUGCUCGGUUUGAGAAGCUGCGAAGGUUUUUUCAUUGUAAUGACAAUUCCAAGAUCAUACCUGCAGGCCAGCCAGGGCAUGACAAAUUAUUUAAAGUGAGACCAGUGAUUGAAUCUGUCGUAGCAAAAUGUAGGAAAGUUCCGCAAGAAGAAAAACACUCUAUCAAUGAGCAGAUAAUACCAACAAAAAGCCGCACAAAUUUGGGACAGUAUUGUCCCAAAAAGCCUAAUAAAUGGGGAAUUAAAGUCUGGGCAAGGUGUGGGGUUAGUGGGAUAAUGUAUGACUUUGAAGUUUACACAGGCAAAUCUGAUCAGGAUGAAGAUUUCCCCUCACUUCUUAUGGGUGGAAAUGUGGUACGCCGCCUGUGUGAAACUCUGCCAUCAAAUGUUAAUCACAAGCUUUACUUUGACAACUACUUUUCAUCUCUGAAAUUGUUGCAGUAUUUGACAAAGCAAAAAAUAUGGGCAGUUGCAACUAUUCGGAAAGAUCGGCUAAAGGGAGCAGAAAAGCAUCUAAAGAGUGAAAAGGAAUUGAAACAUGAUGGACGGGGUAGCAUGGAUUGGAUUGUGGAGGCAAAUAGUGGCAUAACAGUAAUUAGAUGGUUAGAUAGUGGGUCUGUUCAAUUGGUAUCGAAUUAUGUGGGUAAAGAACUUGGUCCACAAGCAAGAAGAUGGUCAAAGAAAGAAAAAGAGCACAUUCAGAUCAACAGGCCCCUUGCAGUCCAUGAGUAUAAUAUUCAUAUGGGAGGGGUUGACCUUUGUGACAUGCUACUUUCCCUCUACCGCAUAUCUCAACGUUCUCUGAAGUACUAUAUGCACAUUAUCUAUUAUUGCCUUGGUAUCUCAGUAACAAAUGGUUGGCUUUUAUAUCGGAGACAUAUGGAGCAGGAAGGGGAGGAGAAAAAGAACGAGCUGAAAUUGAUUCAAUUUCAGUCCCAGAUAGCCGAUAGCCUCAUUCGAUGUGGUAAAGAUAUAACCCGAAAGAGAGGUAGACCAUCCUUGGAAAGAGAAACACCUGUCAAGCAGAGACGACCACCAACAGUCCCUAUACCACCAAAAGCUAUUUAUCAAGACAAAGUAGCACAUUUUCCAGAGUUCCAGGAAAAGCAACAAAGAUGCAGAUAUUGCAAAACUGGAUUUUCAACUGUUAGGUGUACAAAAUGCAAUAUUUAUCUGUGUUUGCUGAAGAAACGAAACUGUUUCACUGACUUUCACUGCCAGUGA